GAUCGAUUAUUUUUAUUGUUGGAUACUGGAUCAUCUCCUAUUACAAGAAAAGCUGCUGCAUUGCAGUUAGGAGAAGUACAAAAGCUCCAUCCACAUGAAUUACGUAAUUUACUUGCAAAGGUUAGGCAAUACUUGCAUAGCAGUUCUUGGGAUACACGCAUUGCUGCUGGACAAGCUGUUGAAGCAAUAAUUUCCAAUGUACCACAAUGGAAUCCUGUUGAAACUCAUAUUAAGCAAGAAAUUAAAAAUUCUGAAUCUGCUUCUUUGACUGGUAGAAUGAAAUUUAAAGAAUUUGACAUUCACAAAGUUAUUCAGAAUGGCAGUGAUCUUCUAGCAUCAGAAGGCAAAGAAUUUGAUAUUGACUUUGGCACAGGAAUGGAUCAAAAAGAAAUAUUAGCAAAACAACGUCAGCUGUUAAACAAACGUUUAGGCUUGGAUAUAUCAGAAAAAUUUGGUAUAGAUACAAAUGAAAUAUUUAGCAAUGAAGAUUUAGAAAUUAAAGAAAUAAAAGAAGAAAAUAAUAAGUUUUAUGGUGGAGUUAACGUUUUAUUAGAGGCUGUUCAUCUGCCUCAUUAUGCAAAACAUUACAGGACUUCCUUCCAGAAAUCUGGAAGUCUUGAUAAUGAUGAACCAUCAUUGAAAAAAGUUAGACACACAAGCAAAUUAGUAGAACAGUUAUCAGAAGACAGUAUACAUUUAGAGUCAACAUUAGAUGGUCAGAUGAUGUUGGAAGAAUCAAAAGAAUGGCCUUUUCAAUCAUUUUGUGAUGAACUCACUCAAGAUUUAUUUAGUUUGUCAUGGGAAAUAAGACAUGGAGCUGCUACUGCUUUAAGAGAAAUAGUUAGGAUACAUGGAAAAGGUGCUGGUAAAACAACUGAUACACCCUCUGAUCAGGUAGAAUUAGUUAAUCAAAUAUGGUUAGAAGAUUUAGCUCUAAGGCUUCUAUGUGUAUUGGCUUUAGAUAAAUUUGGAGAUUACAUAUCUGAUCAGGUAGUUGCACCUGUAAGAGAAACUUGUGCUCAAGCAUUAGGAGCUGUUCUAAGCAUAAUGUGGCAUUCUGGAGUUGAAGGUGUUCUUCAAGUUAUCCUUGAAUUAUUAAAACGGCACGAAUGGGAAGCUAGACAUGGUGGAUUAUUAGGAUUAAAGUAUCUUUUAGCAGUUAGACAGGAUAUGACAUUACAAUUAGUUCCAGCUGUUUUUGAUUUGGUUUGUCAAGGACUGAAAGAUCCUGUUGAUGAUGUUAGUGCAGUUGCAGCUGCAGCUUUAGUUCCUGUAACAAAUAUAAUUGUAAAAACAUUGAUUGACAAGGUUCCAUAUGUGAUAUCUUCUUUAUGGGAUGCUCUGUUAGAUUUGGAUGAUCUAACUGCUUCUACCAGUAGCAUUUUAUUACUUUUAUCCUCUUUACUCUCUUAUCCAUGUUCAUCAACUGUUUCUGUUACUCAUCCUCUUGCACAACUAGUACCCAGAUUAUGGCCAUUUCUUAAUCAUUCUUCCUCUGGUGUACGAAAAUCAGUAUUACAAGCAUUGGUGACAUUAACUGCUGAUGUAAAUUUACAGACUUGUCAAGAAUGGCUUCCUGUGGUAUUACCAGAUGCAUUACGACUUAUAUAUCAACGCUGCCUUAUUGAACAUUGUGAUGAUAUAUCAGAUAUUUUAUAUAAGGUUUGGUUCCAGAUCAUUACUUGUGCUCCCUUUCCAACUCUUUUACAUGCAGCUUGCCCUUAUCUGAAUGUUUGGUUAUGUUUUUUAAUGCAUCCAUCAAGAACAGCUAUUGAUAGCAGCACUAAUACUUCAUGGCUAGAAGUUAAACAUAAACAAAAGGAAAAGAGCCAAGGAAGAGGAAGAAGAUUAAGUUCUUCUGAUUUUAUAAAGGAUAGUACUGAAACCCAUUAUUAUAUUGGAGGAAAUGAAACACUUACAGAUGAUCAUCUAUUUAGGGAAAAAUAUGUUAUGAGAGCUCGCUGUAUGGCUGCAAGAUUUCUUGGACUGCUGCUAAAUCAUCUUACUAAACAAAUCCCAGAACCAGCUGAAAAUUCAGAACAAGAAUCUUUAAUAGAAGGAAUUUCUAAAAUUCUUCUUUUUCAUUUAAAUUCAAAAUCUGCACUUCAAAGGAUUGCUAUUGGCUUAGUUUUAACAGCUUGGGCCAAGCAUGAAAAGGAUAAUAAAUGUCCAUUGUCUGUGAAAAAAAGAUGCUUAGAGUGUUUAAAUGAAAAUAUUUAUUUUGAUGAAAUAGCUCUUGCAUUUGCUCGACUUCAGCAAGAAUGCAGAGCAUUUAUUUCACUCUUAAAUCAUCACAAAUUAUCUUUAGAUUCUUCACUUCAACUAGGAAAUGUCUUAACUAUAGAACAAGCUUCUUUAUUAACUACAACAGCAUAUCAAUCUGCAAUAUCCCAGUCAAAGCUCAAGCCAAAAGUUAUAGAUCUUUUAGAAGAAAAAAGAAAAGUUCUGCAGAAAUCCAUUGCACAAACUAGUUAUGAUCAAACAUCUUUAAGUACUACUGUACAAGCUAGUUUGGCUGGAUCAUUAAUCACAAUGCAAUAUCUUCCUGAAAAACUUAAUCCAGUUAUUCGUCCCUUGAUGGAUUCUAUUAAACGGGAAUCAAAUGAACAAUUACAAAAAGCAUCUGCUACUCAUUUAGUGAUGCUUUUAAAUAUAUGUGUAAAUAGAAAUCCAAGUCCUAAUAUUAAAAUAAUUAAGAACCUUAUAGGGUUCUUAUGUGCUGAUUCAAGUUUCACUCCAUCAGUAGAUAUUCAGAAAGACAAAGAAGAAAAACAUGUUUCAACUUUUGCAUCUAAAUACUCAGGGAUUAUAACAUUAACAAAUAUGCAAAAGUCUGCAGAAAAAUUAAUAGUAAGAAGAUCCAACUCUAUUUCAAAUAAGAAGAAUACAGCAAAUCCUGAUUGCAGUUAUGAUGAUCCUUUAAAUUUAGAUGAUGAUAAACCAAAUCAAAAUGAACUUCAAAGGAGAGGUGCAACAUUUGCAAUAACUGAAGCAGCAACAUACUUUGCUGAUGAAUUACCUCAGAAAUUGCCAAGCCUCUGGGAAACAAUAUUUUCUUCUUUAAAGCAAAUUAUUGAUGUUGAAAGUUUUGAUGGUUCUACAUUUACUGACAAAGAUCCUCUUGCUCAAGACCUAGUCAUCAGCUUGCAACUAUUAGAAAUAAUUGGUCCAUAUUUCCAUAAAUCACUUCAUCCAGAGCUGGAAUCAAUAUUACCACAUUUAUGCUGCUGUUUAGAUAUCCCUUAUAGUGCUGUUAGACAUAUGGUAGCAAGAUGUCUAGGAAUGUUAAGUAAAGUGAUUACUUUAGCAACAUUGCAAAUAGUUUUUAAUAAAAUUCUAGGAAAACUUGGGGCAACAGAUAAUGAUAUAUCAAGACAAGGGGCAGUAGAAACUUUAUAUUGUAUUAUUAAUAAAAUGAAUUUAGACAUUGUUCCGUACAUAGUUCUGCUUGUUGUCCCCAUGCUUGGACGCAUGAGUGACCAAAAUGAAAGUGUUAGAUUAAUGGCAACACAUUGUUUUGCUUCACUUAUUAGAUUGAUGCCACUUGAAGGAGGAAUGAAAGAUCCACCAGAUCUUAGUCCUGAAUUAAUACAGAGAAAAGCAGAAGAACGACGUUUUUUGGAACAAUUAAUGGAUUCAAAAAAACUUGAAAAUUUUAAAGUUCCUGUGCAAAUAAAUGCAGAAUUAAGAUCAUAUCAACAGGAUGGAGUGAAUUGGCUUGCCUUCUUGAAUAAAUAUAAGUUGCAUGGAAUCCUAUGUGAUGAUAUGGGAUUAGGAAAAACUUUGCAAUCUCUCUGUAUUUUAGCUGGUGAUCAUUACUUACAAGAAAAGCGGUACAAAGUAAACAGAUUUGAAAUCCAGUUCCUGUUAGAAAAUUUGUUAAUGGAAUUUUUGUAUAGUUGGUUUAGGAGACCUCCUGCUGAAAGAAUCAGACUUCGCAAUAGAGCAAAAAAACAUAAUUUAAUAAUUGCAUCAUACGAUAUUGUUCGAAAUGACAUUGAUUUCUUCAGUUCAUUCCAUUGGAAUUACUGUAUUUUAGAUGAAGGUCAUAUUAUCAAAAAUGGAAAAACAAAAUUAGCCAAAGCUAUUAAACAACUAUCAGCGAAUCAUAGGUUGAUAUUGACAGGAACUCCAAUUCAAAAUAAUGUACUGGAAUUAUGGUCUCUCUUUGACUUUUUAAUGCCUGGAUUUCUUGGAACUGAAAAACAGUUCACUGCCUGUUACAGUAAGCCAAUUUUGCAAAGUCGAGAUGCAAAAUCAUCAUCUAAGGAGCAAGAAGCAGGUGUUUUGGCUAUGGAAUCUCUUCAUAGACAAGUUUUGCCAUUUUUAUUAAGAAGAAUGAAAGAUGAUGUUCUACAAGACUUGCCUCCUAAAAUCAUUCAAGAUUAUUAUUGUGAACUCAGUCAUCUUCAGGUACAAUUAUAUGAAGAUUUUGCUAAAAGUCAGGCUAAAAAGAAUCUUGAAAAUACACUUGAAGAUGAUUCAUCUAGUAAUGUUGCAACAUCACAUAUUUUCCAGGCUCUGCAGUAUUUGAGAAAAGUGUGCAACCAUCCAAAAUUAGUAUUAAGUAAUCAGCAUCCUGAAUUUGAACGUAUUAGUACUCAAUUAAAGGAACAGAAUUCAACUCUUUCUGACAUUCAUCAUGCAGCCAAGCUCUGUGCUUUAAAACAAUUGCUCUUAGAUUGUGGCAUUGGCACAGAAGCCCUAAAUAGCAAUACAGGAACAGAACUAGUAGUUAGCCAGCAUCGAGCAUUAGUAUUUUGUCAGCUCAAGAGCAUGCUGGAUAUCCUGGAAGUUGAUUUAUUUAAAACACACAUGCCAUCUGUCAGUUAUUUGAGGCUGGAUGGUAGCAUUCCUCCUGGUAUGCGUCACACAGUGGUACGUCGUUUUAAUGCUGAUCCAUCCAUUGAUGUAUUGUUAUUAACUACACAAGUUGGAGGUUUAGGUUUGAAUUUAACUGGUGCAGAUACAGUAAUAUUUGUAGAACAUGACUGGAAUCCUAUGAAAGAUCUUCAGAAAUUUAAACUGACUGUUGCAAAUACAGUCAUCAGCCAAGAAAAUGCCAGUCUUCAGACCAUGGGAACAGAUCAACUUCUUGAUCUCUUCUCACUAGAUUUAACCAAAAAGUCUGAUGCUUCAGAAAGCAGUGGUGGUCAUCAGGCUAAAGGUAAAGGUAUCAAAGCAGUUCUUGAUACUCUUCCUGAACUCUGGGGUCCAGAUCAGUAUGAAAAAGAGUAUGAUUUACAAAAUUUUAUGCAGUCUCUCAGGAAAUGAGUUAAUAUAACUGUUGAAUUGCAUUGUUAAAACAUUGGACUCUAAAAAUUCCAUACCUUUAAAUUUUUAGAGGAUGACGAGUCACAAUUAACAGACUAAUCUUUUUGAAUUUGCACUAUAAAGAAUACAGAAUUUUUUUAUAAAUGAUUUUAAACACUUGCAACAGCCCAAUCCUUGUAUGUAAUAAAUGAAAGUCCAUUAAACUUUUUAUAAUUAA
Centruroides sculpturatus (bark scorpion) is the source of this 5491-nucleotide messenger RNA. RefSeq names its product TATA-binding protein-associated factor 172-like (gene Hel89B). The record is from RefSeq and is a predicted model, not a curated record. NCBI's taxonomy places the organism in Eukaryota, Metazoa, Arthropoda, Arachnida, Scorpiones, Buthidae. The transcript has 39 exons. Gene Ontology annotation, molecular function: ATP binding; ATP-dependent chromatin remodeler activity; DNA binding. The annotation marks the transcript as partial.